This is a messenger RNA of Capra hircus (goat), 1088 nucleotides long. It is a transcript of the gene LYRM4, whose product is annotated as LYR motif containing 4. The transcript has 3 exons. Gene Ontology annotation, biological process: iron-sulfur cluster assembly. Gene Ontology annotation, cellular component: L-cysteine desulfurase complex; mitochondrion. Lineage: Eukaryota; Metazoa; Chordata; Mammalia; Artiodactyla; Bovidae. The coding region runs from base 433 to 708 and encodes 91 amino acids. The record is from RefSeq and is a predicted model, not a curated record.
CGCGGCCCGCCUCCCGCCGUCCGGCCUCGGCCGCUCCGCGCGCUCCGCGGGCGGCUGCCUCGCGGGACCCCGGGGCGGGGGCGGCCGCCGGGAACGCCUCCCGCAGGCGCCUCCCCCUUAGCUGCCCGAAGCCCGCCUGCGCCGCGGCGCGCGGCCGGAGCCCCCUGGAGGCGAGACCCCUCACCCGCGGCGCGCGGCCCGAGGCCCCCUGAGGCGGAGGCCCCUCGUCCGGGGCGCGCGGGCAGAGCCUCCCCUCAGCCGGGGCGCCCCUGAGCCCGAGCGCCCCUGAGGCGGGGCGUGGGCCGCGCCCUGCGCGCAGCCCCGCGCCCGCGUCCCGCCCGCGCUUCCCGCGGCGGCGGCGGCGGCGGUUUCGCGGGUCGGGUUUAAACUCGGGGCCUCGGCGGAGAGGACCCCACGCGUGUGGCGCUGAAGAUGGCGGCGUCCAGCCGCGCGCAGGUGCUGGACCUGUACCGCGCGAUGCUGCGGGAGAGCAAGCGCUUCGGCGCCUACAACUACCGAACUUACGCUAUCCGGAGGAUAAGAGACGCCUUCAGAGAAAACAAGAAUGUGAAGGAUCCCGCAGAAAUUCAAGCCCUGGUGAAUAAAGCCAGAAGAGACCUGGGCAUAAUCCGUCGGCAGGUCCACAUUGGCCAAAUGUAUUCGACCGACAAGCUUGUCAUUGAGAAUCAAGAGAAGCCCCGGGCCUAGGAGCCGGGACCAGCCUCCAGCAGCAGCGUGGACCACCGGCAGCACCGUCCUGCUUGCCGUGGGGCCCCCAGCAGGCCUCGAGGGGCCUCCGCAUCAGCUUUAAAUAGCCUCACUCUGCCUGCCCUCCAGGAACUGAUGAACUGAGCGAAGGGUCCCCUCUUCUGCGGCUUUGGUGACAGAGGUCGGCUGGUGCUGGCUGUCCUCGGUUCAAGCGUCAGGAUGAAGAGCUAGAGCGCCUCGAGGGAAGGCCGUGUACAAUAGUGUCUCGUCCACCCCACCCCACCCUGUGGCUCCGCAGCACCUGUAUAGAGCAUUUCCAGACGUGUUUCUGGGUCCUUGACAAUAAACGAAAGCGUCUCCCUGGCCUUCUCUACCAGACA